GUGGUAAGGUUUAAUGUCGGCUAAAAGGACCGUUAGAGCCGCUGAGUGUGACAGACGGCUUUGGGAGAGUGAAGCUGCUUUGUGUAGAAAUUUAAUGUAAAACUCUUUUCCUUUUUUUAAAAAAAAAACUAUUUUGUUUACUUCUUAUGGAAUGAGACACGUUUUUGUAGUAAAGAAUUAUUUUUAUACGGUUUAAUCCGAGACGAGGAGAAUUCUGGGCUGGAUACCAGGACGGCGGAGCUGAUUGGUGAAGUGAUCCUGCCAUGCGUGAAUACAAGCUUGUGGUGUUGGGCUCUGGAGGUGUGGGCAAGUCCGCACUGACAGUACAGUUUGUCCAGGGCAUCUUCGUCGAGAAGUAUGAUCCCACAAUAGAAGACUCCUACCGAAAGCAAGUGGAAGUGGACGGGCAGCAGUGCAUGCUGGAGAUUCUGGACACAGCCGGCACAGAGCAGUUCACGGCGAUGAGAGACCUGUACAUGAAGAACGGCCAGGGCUUCGCUCUCGUCUACUCCAUCACAGCGCAGUCCACGUUUAACGACCUGGCGGAUCUCAGAGAACAGAUCCUGCGAGUAAAGGAUACAGAAGAUGUGCCGAUGAUACUGGUUGGUAACAAGUGCGAUCUGGAGGACGAGCGAGUGGUGGGAAAGGAGCAGGGACAGAAUCUGGCUCGGCAGUGGAACCACUGUGCCUUUUUAGAGUCCUCUGCAAAAUCGAAGAUCAACGUCCUCGACAUCUUCUAUGACUUGGUCAGACAGAUCAAUAGAAAAACACCAGUGGAAAAGAAGAAAGCGAAGAAGAAAUCCAACUGUGUGCUCCUGUAGUGUCUCCUCCUCCCUACAGCACCUCGGAGCCAGAACGCUGUAAUGAAGAACCCCGUUGCCCUGUUUGGAAGGGUUUUGCCAUCCUCGGCGAGCGAAUCUACAGAUCCCGCCGACAAACUUCGAAAUCACGUGGAGUCAAUUUUUUUUUUUUUUUUUUUUUUUUUUUUUUUUGGGAGUCAAGCUCAUUUUUCAGUAUUCCUCAGGAACACUGAGCAUGAUAUCUUCCACACAAUACAAAUCCAACAAUAAACACACUUUCAUGUCACUUUAACCAGACAACCACCAGAACCGAUUCCAUCACCCACAAAAGACUUGGUAUUUAAAAAGUAAGGACGUUUUAUGAGGAAAAGGCUGCACCCUCCGACAGCAUCAAGAAAAGAACAAUGUUUAGAGGGAUUUGGAAGUAAAUGUAUAACUGUGACCCAUAAUUUGAACUAACAUUUCAGUACCUAAAGAUUUAACUCCUAUUUUUUUAUUUUAAACUGUCUUUAAGAAGAGUUCUAAUUUCCGGUUACAUUUCAGGAACUAAUCACGUUCUUCUUCUCCUUCUUAUUAUUAAUAUUAUUUUAUUCUCAGCAUCAGCAUGAGCACAUGAUGUAGAUGUUGUAAAUGAAAUGAAGUUCAAGUGUCGACUCUUUUGAAGUAUUUCAUUCACAAAGCCAUUCGUGUUCGAGUUUAUAUACGAAGGUUCGUAAGCUGUACGUAAUUACACACCGUCUCCCUUUUUAUUCAUAAGGACCUGAGCCUUGACCCCUGACCUGUGACUGUUUUGUACUCUAGUCACUCAGCUUUCGUAGCUUCUUCCUUAAACAUAUCCUAAUAUUCUAUUUUUCGGACGUGUGAGACGUUGCACCUUUUUUAUAGACAGGGGAACAAUGGGUAAACUACCAGACGGAUUUGUAGGUCUUCUGAGUUUUAAAUAUAUUGUGCUAUAUCUCCUUUAUUCCUUCUCAUGUAUUUCUGUCAGAAGUUGUUCUGGCUUUUAAGGUUGAUUAAAUUUUAGUAUGUUUUCACUGUA
Tachysurus vachellii is the source of this 1839-nucleotide messenger RNA. RefSeq names its product RAP1A, member of RAS oncogene family b (gene rap1ab). Gene Ontology annotation, cellular component: plasma membrane. The coding region runs from base 264 to 821 and encodes 185 amino acids. Gene Ontology annotation, molecular function: GTP binding; GDP binding; GTPase activity. Gene Ontology annotation, biological process: negative regulation of synaptic vesicle exocytosis; cellular response to cAMP; Rap protein signal transduction. The record is from RefSeq and is a predicted model, not a curated record. NCBI's taxonomy places the organism in Eukaryota, Metazoa, Chordata, Actinopteri, Siluriformes, Bagridae. The transcript is spliced from 8 exons.